CAAUCUUCUUCUUCUGACAAUUAUGUUUGAUAAGUAUGUCGAUGACAUAAUCCAUUUCUGCGCAAGUUGAGGUAAACAACCAUUGCCGAUGAAGAAUAAGAGAAUGCGGAACGUAUCUAUGUCUGAUAGGGGUUUACCCCAAAAGGCCAAUUUAUAAGCUCUCGGCCAAGAACGUAAUGGGAAAAAAAGUUCACCAUCAAUUAAUUGAAGUAGGUUUCGGCGUUCUUGAGUGUACUGUUGAUGGCUUAAGGAGUAACAAUAGUUGGCGUAACUUAGAAGCUCUUCUCUGUCCAUCUUGAAACAGUUGACAAGUAGAUAGCCGUACCAAAACUGCCAAAAGCUUGUCAAUGAUGUCAUUUUAUAGAAGGAUCGAGUGGCCAUUGUUGCCAAGACAAUGAAGUAAUUAAUGUAAAAAAUCUAUUACGAAGUUCUUAUCGAUCAGUGUCUUUCUUUGCUUAAAAAUUACCGCUGGGAAACCGAGCAAUAAAAAAGUAUGAUAAAGUUUGAUUAAAGUCAAGAAAUUUAAAGAUAAUGCGUGAGUUUUGCGGAACGAAAUAAUUUUUUUGCGAACCUAAAAGAAAAAGGGUGUUAGAGUGGAGCUGGGUACCAGGUUUUGAUUUGCAUACUUCCAAUUCACUGGUCACCGGUCACUGCACACUGCCUGGCUCUGAAACAAUCAAAGCUAAAUGGAGAAGUUAACAAGAGAUUACGCUAUUUUAGCAAGAUUGAUAUUUGUAUUUAGGAUUUUUGGUUUAACUUUUAUUAAGUUAAAGAAAUUGUGUUUGAUAUUGAGAAGAUUUGUUUUGCAAUCACCACAUGAAAGGAUAAAAGCAAAACUAAGUGGAGACGAGGAAGCUGCUGCAACUGAGUUCGCUGCCCAAUGCGAGAGUUUGAAUGCAAUUUAUCCAGAAGUGGCAGCUAAAGAUGAAAAAGAACUUCGGAAGGUAUUGCAUGGAUAUGGAAUUGAUAGCAACAUUCCCACAGGAUAUCUUUUAAUGACAAAUAGGCAAAAGUGUCGAUGCUGUGGCAAAGAAUUAUCAGUCGAGAACAAACCUCACAACUUAAUGGUAUAUGACCUCAAACAUGGACCGCUAGUUGGAUCAAGAAUGACUAAGAUUUGUAGAAGAUGUGACAUUCAUGAACAUUGUGGCUAUUGGACUUUAAAAGGAUUCAAGCACUACGACAAAGAGAGUUUAGAUGACUGCAAUUAUUUACUAACUUCAGAAGAAACGGCCAUAGACAUUGAUAUGCUUAAAGACGUAGGGAAUUUACUCAUUGUUGGAGCUGUGCCAUUCUCAACCUAUGCGUCAUCAUACAACAGAAGAUUUGGAAAUGAGGAUCAGUCUUGCAUAGAUGAAGAAAAAGUGGAUAUAAGGAAAGGAAAACAAACAGCACAAGAACUUUUUAAACGAAGGAAGGGCCUAGAUCGCAGGAGGCUAGAGGAGGCAUUUAUUGUAUACGCAUCCCUUGAUUUAAUGAGACGCCAUAAUUUUGAAAUUGAACACUUUCCUUAUGACAAGAGUGAAUUGACAAAACUUGUGGUCAUCUGCUUCCACAGCAUAUUUGUUUCCAAAUGGUCAGAACACAGUUGUCAACAUAAGGGAUGCAAGAAUGUAGUUGUCAUUGAUGGGAACAUGAAAAAUUGCAGACAAGUUUGCUCCUGUAAAGGUGUUACACAGCUUCAAUUUGAGGGGAUGAUUGGUGCCAUAACAGUUGGUUGUCUAAAUACACCAGCUAAAGGAUUACGAUUGUGUAAAGAUCAUUCUACAACCUCUAUAGCUUUUCGUGAUGAUGAAAAUUUGAUGAAUGAAAAACAGUGUGAUGAUAAAGAUGAUAAAGAUGAUCUUCUCCCUCUCAGUGUAAUUAAUGAAAGGGAAACUAGAAGUGGCAAGUUUUUUGAGAUAAAAUGGAAUGAUGGCCGCUGCACAUGGGUAAAGGAGAGUAAUCUACCCGCCAAGUUUUUAGAAAAUUCAAGCAAGAUUCAUAUAGUGGAUGUAGAUGAAGUUGGACAAAAAAGAAUGGAAUAUACAAUGGUAACAGAUAAACACAAAGAAAAUGACAAGCAGGAAAAAGUUUUUGAAAGUCAUGGAUUUGCUGUUGAAAAUUAUCAUGAUAACUAUGUUGAGGAUGAGGAUGGAUCUAAGCUAAGAUCAUUGAUCUGUGGAACUGAGAAAGGAAAACACAAAUGCAAGAAUGCAAAAACUGCAGGCAUUCUUGUGUUUGAAAGACCUUGUGGUGUGGUCAUUGAUGUCCGUGAACUGUUUGGAAGUGAAAGCAAAUCACAGGUUUACGGUCACCUCCAUCAAUUAAUGACCAAAGAACAUAUGUCGACAACAGAAGUAAUCUGCUAUGACGAUGCUUGUCAUCUUAAAAAGUUCUGCAAAAACCCUGUUCGUUCCAAUGACACCAAAACAUCAAGAGAAUUGGCACAAAUGGAAAUGGUUUGCGACAGAUUUCACUUCAAAAAUCAUACAGACAAGUGGUGUCGUAGGAAUUGUAACCCCUAUAAUUGUAAUGCUUUAAAGGAUGUGAAUACAGAAGUAUGCGAGCAGUUAUUUUCGUGGCUAUCCACCUUUUCAAGAAUUACAAAGCAUAUGAAUCGAUAUAGAUUUUUGUUUAUGAUGUUGUAUGUGCUAGAUUGCCACAAUGAAGAUGUAAAUAAAUAAUUAAUUAAAUAUAAUCAAUGUAAAUAAUAAUAAUAUUAACAAUUAUUGUAGAGGUUUCAAUUUCAAAGAUACUUGUCCUAAUUUUUUUGUCAGCUGAACAAUAACCUAGCUCGUCGUAUUGAUAAACAAAAGAGCUGUGUGGAUAGAUUUGCAUGACAUUGAAAAUCCACCAUACACUCAAUGGAGGAGAAUUAAUAAUGAUUUAUCAUCUGUCUCUUUAAAUAAUCGUCAGCUUUCUUGUGAACAUAUCAAUAGUGACUAUGCAUUAUGCUCAUUUAAUAUUGAUAGUGCCAUCAAAAAGAUUGAGAUUAAUUGGUGUGUUUGUUAAAAUUUUAUAUGUCUGACAUUAUAUCCAUAACUUUUAAAUACCCAUAUGACAAAAUGCGAGGUUGGUAAUUGGGAACGAGGUGAGCACAUGUUAUUUUAUAAUGGUGUUUUCAGUUUGGCAAUUUUGGCAUAAAGUAUGCAAUAAAGGAUGUUAUAAUAAACAUUACCAAACGACACUCGGUUUUGAAUUUUAACCACCUUUUCUCUAAUCGAGCCUCUCCAUUUUAUACAU
Messenger RNA from Exaiptasia diaphana, 3225 nucleotides. RefSeq lists its product as uncharacterized. Lineage: Eukaryota; Metazoa; Cnidaria; Anthozoa; Actiniaria; Aiptasiidae. The coding region runs from base 687 to 2666 and encodes 659 amino acids. The transcript is spliced from 9 exons. The record is from RefSeq and is a predicted model, not a curated record.